This is a messenger RNA of Rangifer tarandus platyrhynchus (Svalbard reindeer), 5142 nucleotides long. Lineage: Eukaryota; Metazoa; Chordata; Mammalia; Artiodactyla; Cervidae. The record is from the annotation of a GenBank genome assembly.
AUGGGGGAGAAGCUGGAGCUGAGGCUCAAGUCGCCCGUGGGGGCCGAGCCCGCCGUCUACCCGUGGCCGCUGCCGGUCUACGACAAACACCACGAUGCUGCUCAUGAAAUCAUCGAGACCAUCAGAUGGGUCUGUGAAGAAAUCCCGGAUCUCAAGCUUGCUAUGGAGAAUUACGUUUUAAUUGACUACGAUACCAAAAGCUUUGAGAGUAUGCAGAGGCUCUGUGACAAGUACAACCGGGCCAUCGACAGCAUCCACCAGCUGUGGAAGGGCACCACACAGCCCAUGAAGCUGAACACACGGCCGUCCACGGGGCUCCUGCGGCACAUCCUGCAGCAGGUCUACAACCACUCAGUGACCGACCCUGAGAAGCUCAACAACUAUGAGCCCUUCUCCCCAGAGGUGUAUGGGGAGACCUCCUUCGACCUGGUCGCCCAGAUGAUCGAUGAGAUCAAGAUGACCGAAGAUGACCUGUUCGUGGACCUGGGCAGUGGGGUGGGCCAGGUCGUGCUGCAGGUUGCUGCGGCCACCAACUGCAAACAUCACUAUGGUGUAGAGAAAGCUGACAUCCCAGCCAAGUACGCGGAGACCAUGGACCGAGAGUUCAGGAAGUGGAUGAAAUGGUAUGGAAAAAAGCAUGCAGAAUACACACUGGAGAGGGGGGACUUCCUCUCGGAGGAGUGGAGAGAACGGAUUGCUAACACAAGUGUUGUAUUUGUGAAUAACUUUGCCUUUGGUCCUGAGGUGGAUCACCAGCUGAAGGAGCGGUUUGCAAACAUGAAGGAAGGUGGCAGAAUCGUGUCCUCGAAGCCCUUUGCGCCUCUGAACUUCAGAAUAAACAGUAGAAACUUGAGUGACAUCGGCACCAUCAUGCGCGUCGUGGAGCUGUCACCGCUAAAAGGCUCGGUGUCGUGGACGGGGAAGCCAGUCUCCUACUACCUGCACACCAUCGACCGCACCAUACUUGAAAACUAUUUUUCUAGUCUAAAAAAUCCAAAACUCAGGGAGGAACAAGAGGCAGCUCGGCGCCGGCAGCAGCGGGAGAACAAGAGCAACACAACCACGCCCACCAAGGUGCCCGAGAGCAAGGCAGCUGUGCCCGCGGACACCCCCGUGGACUCUGGUGCUGAGGAGGAGAAAGCUGGGACGGCCGCUGUCAAGAAGCCAUCUCCCUCCAAGGCCCGGAAGAAGAAGCUGAACAAGAAGGGCCGGAAGAUGGCAGGUCGGAAGCGCGGGCGCCCCAAGAAGAUGAGUGCCACCAACCCCGAGCGCAAGCCCAAGAAGACCCAGAGCGCACUGGACCUGCUGCACGCCCAGACUGUGUCACGAGCGGCCUCCCCCUUGCCGCAGGAUGCGCACAGGCCACCUCACAGCCCAUUCUACCAGCUACCUCCCAGCGUGCAGCGGCCUACCCCCGAGCAGCUGCUGCUGGCACCCACCCCGCCCGCCCUGCACAGGCUGCUAGAGUCCUUCAAGAUUCAGUACCUACAGUUCCUGGCAUACACGAAGACCCCUCAGUACAAGGCCAACCUGCAGCAGCUCCUGGACCAGGAGAAGGAGAAGAAUGCCCGGUUGCUAGGCGCAGCACAGCAGCUGUUCGGCCACUGCCAAGCUCAGAAGGAGGAGAUCAAGAGGCUCUUCCAGCAGAAACUGGACGAGCUGGGAGUGAAGGCGCUGACCUACAACGACCUGAUCCAAGCGCAGAAGGAGAUCUCGGCUCACAACCAGCAAUUGAGGGAACAGACAGAGCAGCUGGAGAAGGGCAACCGGGAGCUGAGGAGCCAGAGCUUGAGACUGCUCAAGGCACGGUGUGAGGAGCUGAAGCUGGACUGGUCCACGCUGUCCUUGGAGAAUCUGCUGAAGGAGAAGCAGGCCUUGAAGAGCCAGAUCUCAGAGAAGCAGAGGCACUGCCUGGAGCUGCAGAUCAGCAUUGUGGAGCUGGAGAAGAGCCAACGGCAGCAGGAGUUGCUGCAGCUCAAGUCCUGCGUGCCGCCUGACGAGGCGCUGACCCUGCAGCUUCGUGGAAAGCCAGAGGCCGAGCCUGGCCGGCUGCACUUAGAGCUGGACUGCGCCCGCUUCUCCCUGCCACCCUUCAGCAGCUUGAGCCCCGAGCUCUCCAUGAAUGGCCACGCAGCCGGCUAUGAGCUCUGCAGCGCACUGGGUCGGCCCUCGCCCAAGCAGAACACCCCCCAGUACCUGGCCUCCCCGCUAGACCAGGAGGUCGUGCCCUGCACCCCCAGCCACAGUGGCCGGCCACGGCUGGAGAAGCUGUCUGGGCUGGCCCUGCCUGACUACACCAGGCUAUCCCCUGCCAAGCUGGUGCUGCGGCGCCAUCUGAGCCAGGACCACGCGGCCAGCGGCAAGGCAGCUGCCAGUGAGCUGCACCCACGAGCCGAGCAUGCCAAGGAGAACGGGCUCCCUUACCAGAGCCCUGGCAUCACCAAUGGCAUCAAGCUGAGCCCACAAGACCCCCGACCUUCAUCCCCCACGGCUUUACAGAUGGGAGAGAAGGGUCCUGAGAAGGGUGUGAAGGAGCGUGCCUACGCCAGCAGUGGGGAGGCCAUCACCAGCCUGCCCGUCAGCAUCCCGCUGAGCACCGUGCAGCCCAGCAAGCUGCCCGUCAGCAUCCCCCUGGCCAGCGUGGUGCUGCCCAGCCGCGCCGAGAAGGCGAGAAGCACACCCAGCCCUGGGCCGCCGGCCCGAGAGUCGUCAUCCACGCUGGAGAAGCAGGUGGCUGCUAACACCCAUGGUACCGGGGGCAACGCUUCCGGGAGCAAGAGCCUCGCCCUGGCUCCCACAGGCUUUGCAUACACCGGCUCGGUGGCCAUCAGCGGGGCCCUGGCGGGCAGCCCGGCACCCCUCGGCCCUGGAGCCGAGCCCCCAGCCCUGGACGAGUCCUCCAGCUCUGGAAGCCUCUUUGCCACCGUGGGGUCCCGCAGCUCCACCCCGCAGCACCCGCCCCUGCUGACGCAGCCACGUGCCUGCGGCUCGGCCUCGCCGGCCCCCCAGCUCUCUGCCAGCCCCCGGCUAGGCGCCCUGGGCCCGCUCCCUGACUCUGGCAAAGGGGACCUGCCCUGCGAGGCCAGCUUCUCAGACCCUGAGAGCGAAGCCAAGAGGAGGAUCGUCUUCACCAUCUCUGCAGGCGCCAGCAGCGCCAAGCAGUCACCUUCCAGCAAACAUAGCCCUCUGCCUUCGGGUGCCCGCGGGGACGGUGGCCAGGGCCAUGGGCCAGACAGCCGCAAGCGGGGCCGGAGGAAGCGGGCAUCAGCGGGGACCCCCAGCCUGAGCUCGAGUGUGUCCCCCAAGCGCCGGGCCUUGCCAUCUGUUGCUGGGCUUUUCACGCAGUCUUCAGGGUCCCCCCUGAACCUCAACUCCAUGGUCAGCAACAUCAACCAGCCCCUGGAGAUCACAGCCAUCUCGUCCCCUGAGAGCUCCCUAAAGAGCUCACCCGUCCCCUACCAGGACAACGACCAACCACCCGUGCUCAAGAAGGAGAAGCCCCUGAGCCAGACCAAUGGCGCCCACUACUCCCCGCUGACCUCGGACGAGGAGCCAGGCUCUGAGGAUGAGCCUGGCAGUGCCAGAAUUGAAAGAAAAAUUGCAACAAUCUCCUUAGAAAGCAAGUCUCCACCAAAAACCUUGGAAAAUGGUGGUAGCCUAACGGGAAGGAAGGCACCGCUGGCCAGCGAGCCGGUCAACAGCAGCAAGUGGAAGUCUACCUUCUCGCCCAUCUCCGACCUGGGCCUGGCCAAGGCAGCCGACAGCCCGCUGCAGGCUGCCUCCGCUCUGAGCCACAACUCCCUGUUCGCUUUCCGGCCCGGCCUGGAGGAGCCCAGCGCGGCCGAUGCCAAGCUGGCCACCCACUCCAGGAAGAGCUUCCCGGGCACACUGCCGGGGGCGGGCGGGCUGAGCCCCAGUAGCCUUCCUGCCAGCGGCUUCGCCCUGGGCGGGGGCCUAGCAGCUGACCUCAGUUUACACAGCUUCAGUGAUGGUGCUUCUCUCUCCCACAAGGCCCCCGAGGCAGCUGGCCUGGGUGCCCCCCUGAGCUUCCCCGGCCCACGGGGCAAGGAGGGUGGCGCCGCAGAGUCUGGCCCCUUUGCGAACAAGCGGCAGCUGGACGGACUGGGCCCGAAAGGCGAGGGGGCCCUUCCCACAUGCGGACCCCCAGACAAGGCCUCAGCAGUGCAUAGCAAGGCCGGCAAGGGUCGUGAGCGCGAGCCCGACGUCAAGAACGGCCACAACCUGUUCAUGGCUGCCGCCGCCGCACCCCCUGCAGGCCUCCUCAGUGGCCCAGGUCUUACCCCAGCGGCAUCCUCGGCAGGUGGCGCAGCCCCGUCCGUGCAGACCCACCGCCCCUUCCUGGGCACCUUUACCCCCGGGCCACAGUUCGCGCUGGGCCCCAUGUCGCUACAGGCCAACUUGGGCCCGUCUGUGCUGCAGUCCCUGUUCAGUUCCGUGCCCGCCGCCGGCCUGGUUCACGUCUCGACCGCCGCCACCAGACUGACCAACUCGCACGCCAUGGGCAGCUUCUCCUCCGGGGUGGCCGGCGGCGCAGUUGGAGGUGUCUUUAACCACGCGGUGCCUCCCGCCUCCGCCCAUCCGUUUGGAGCCAGUUUCGGCAGUGGGGCUGCAUGUCGCAGCACCACGCUGAGCUUAACCCCGCCGCAGGCGGUGGCCAGCAUCCCGGCCUCUUCCUUUCAGGCCCCGUCCUCUGCGGAGCCGAGGCCGCCCCCACCCCCUCCGCACCUGGGCCGGCCCCCUCCGGGGCAGCCCGCCCUCCAUUCACCCCCCCAUCCUAACGCCACCUUACCUUCUCCCCUUGCGCUGCUCCCAGCUAACUCUGAGCCCGUGCUUCUGCAGAACCUCGCAUCCCUCCCUGCUAACCAAGCUUUCUUACCCGCCUCUUCUGCUGCCUCUCUGCCGCCUGCUAACGCCUCUCUGUCCAUCAAGCUCGCCUCCCUCCCGCACAAGGUGUCCCGCCCUUCCUUGAUGGUGCACCACCAGCCCCUGCCUGGGCUGGCCCUGGCCCAGGCCACACCCGCGAACCCACAGGCCAGCUCCACGGGGCCGCCCGCCGUGUGGGUUUCCCUUGGCAUGCCGCCUCCGUGUGCCGCGCGCCUUGCGGGGGUUAAGCCGCGAUAA